Molecule: messenger RNA, 4867 nt
Organism: Drosophila nasuta
Lineage: Eukaryota; Metazoa; Arthropoda; Insecta; Diptera; Drosophilidae
Gene: xmas
Product: RRM_XMAS2 and SAC3_GANP domain-containing protein xmas
Exons: 3
Coding region: 129-4805 (1558 amino acids)
Biological process (GO): mRNA export from nucleus
Cellular component (GO): cytoplasm; nucleus; transcription export complex 2
Molecular function (GO): nucleic acid binding
Source: RefSeq, a predicted model, not a curated record
AGGCGGUGUAAUAGUUGAUUGGUGGACGCAGCAAUCGCUCAGCACAGGUUGUUACUGAUGGAAGAUGAAACGUAAAUGAUGUAUAAAAACUUGUUAUUGAAUAAAAGUGAAUAAAUAUAUAGUGCAAAAUGGCCGACGCCCGUUACAACUACAAGACACUGCUUUGCACCAACAUACCGGAACUUUUCCUCGACAAAUUUGUGGCGCGCACGCAUUUCGGACGCUUCGGCAACUUGGUGAACUUUGUGCUGCGCCCACGACGCAUGACAUGCACGGUCAGCUACGCGAACGAAGCGGAGGCAGCCAAAGCUCUAAAGGAAGGCAACAUCUACAAUGGCCACAGAUUUGAUUUGAGUUACAUGGAGAACGAGUCGUCGCCCGCCCAAAAAACGGAGGAAUGGGUGGACCCUGAUGUGCAGGCGGAGCUGAGUGCGCUCAGUUCGGUGGCCUGGACGGGCGGCAAGACUUUCGCCGAUGCUGUCAAGGCGGUCAACAAAACGCCGGUAGAACGUGAUCGUGGCAGCAAAGAAAAGGAACGCGAAAGGGAGCGAGAACGUGAGCGGGAACGUGAGCUUCAGCGUGCCCCAGCGCACUACAAGACAACCAAGCUGGAGCUGGAGAGCAUUAUGCACAAGGCGGCGCAUAGCAGCGAGGAAAAGUAUCGUGUGCUUGAUGCCCGCGACAAAUUGAUGCGUCUGCAACAGCGUAUGGACACCGCUCAGCCGCAACAUGGCCUGCAGGGUCAUUGUCCGGACAUGUGUCCAGAGAAGGAGCGUGUGCUGCGUGAGUUUCAGCGUCAGGUGGCCGCCUAUGAACUGCAGCCGUAUUCGGAUCAAUUGAUUGCCCACGAGUUGGCGCUGAAACAAUAUUCGCGUAGUAGUGCGGAUCAGGAGACACCGCUGCCGCACGAAUUGCGCGACGAACAGGCGCUGCACAUGACCAUGAGCUAUCUGAUGCACGAGAUCAUGGAUCGCAGCGAGCAAGUGAAUGCGAAUCUGGGCGAUUGGUUUCACUUCGUUUGGGAUCGCACACGUUCCAUACGUAAGGAGAUCACACAGCAAGAGCUGUGCUCGCUGGGCGCUGUCAAACUAGUGGAGCAAUGUGCCCGCUUUCACAUCCAUUGCACGGCUCGUCUGGUGGCCGAGGAUCCCAGCGUCUUUGACAUGAAGAUCAAUGCGGAGAACUUGACGAAAUGCCUGCAAACACUCAAGUACAUGUAUCACGAUCUGCGGCUCAAGGGUGUCGAGUGUCCGCGUGAGGCCGAAUUCCGUGGAUACAUUGUGCUGCUCAAUCUGGCGGACGCGAACUUUCUGUGGGACAUUGGCCAGCUGCCGGUGAAGCUGCAAAAUUGCGAGCAAGUGCGUCGCGCCAUUCGUUUCCAUUUGGCCCUGCAGGACACGAACUUUGUGCGCUUCUUUCAAAUGCUGCGCGAUCCGCAGACCAGCUACUUGGAGGCCUGCAUCCUCAUCAGCUAUUUCACCCGGCUGCGCAUCCUGGCGCUGCAGCGUCUGCUUGCCGCGUAUCGUGCACCGCGCAAGCACGAACGCUCCUCGUUGCCCGUCGCCUAUGUGCGCCAGAUGCUCGACUUUCAGGAUGAUGGCGAGGCUGAAGAGUUUCUCGAGAGCUGUGAUCUCAUUGUCAACGAAACCGGGUGCGUUGUCUACAGCAGCAAACGGGUCGAGCCACCGGAGCACUACACGCUGCAGCGGCAAUUGGAGUUGGUGGAAUCGAAGCGCAUGCAAACGGUAGGCGAAUGCAUCUGUGGCGAAGAGCUGCCGCCCAAGUCGCUGUAUCAAUCGCAUCGGCCGCACAACAGCUUCAAUGCGCAGGGCUUUCUGAAGAGCGGCGCCUGGACGGCAAAGGAUCAGUUGCGCAACGGCGUCGAGCACGAGGAGGAGGAGCAAGAGGAGCUGCCUCCGCCCAAGGAGCAGCCAACAACUGUUGUUGCAAUCAGCAGCGUCGUACAACCCGCCAAGGACAGCAGCAAUAUAUUCAAAGUGCCGCUCUUCUCGGCACCAAUAUCACCCAAGUUGAAAGCAGCAACUCCGCCGCCUCAAGCACAUCAACAGCCAACACAACAACAACAGCCAAGCAAAAGCUUUAGCUUUGUGGCUCAGCCAUCGCAACAACAACAGCAACAACCAGCAGCGACAACCACAUUUAGUGGCAACAUCUUCGAGGUGAAGCCGAGCAGCAACGCCUUGGGUGGAUUUAGCUUUGCGGCCGCUAAGCAAACAGCAGCAGCAAAUACUGCGCUCAUCGCACAAGAGCAGCAGCAGCGACAACAAAAAGCGGCCGCCGAGGAGGCUAAGCUGGCGGCACUGCAGCAGGCGAUAGCGGCAGCCAAGCAGCGUGAAGUGGAGCUGCUUGAGCUGCAGAAGGCCAAGGCAGCGCAGCUGGAACGUGCGCGUCAAGCGCGUCAACUGGAGCAGCAACAGUUGCUGCAGAAACAGCAGGAGCAGCAACAACAGCAGCAGCAGCAACGCGCCGAGGAGGAGCAGCGACAGCAGCGUGCGCGUCAAGCGGCCGCCGAGGCGGCACAACAAGCAGCAGCUGCCGCCGCUGCAGCCGCCGCGGAACAGAAGCGUCAGCGACAACUCGAGAAGCAGGCGGAAUGCGAGGCGAAGAGUCGCCAGCUGUUGCAGCAACUGUUGCAGCAGCAAAUCGAAGAGUUGUGCGCCCACGAAAAGCAGCUGCAUAACAAAGCGAUGCAAUGCUACGACACGCUGCUGGAUCAGGAGAUUGAGCAGCUGGUGCGCAGCCAGACGCUGCGCGCCGACUACGAGCUGCGACUGAUGCGCGAAUAUUGGCAACGUUGGCGCCGCUAUCGUCGCGUGCAGCAGGAGAAGAAGGCGCUCUUUGCCAGCCUCCCGCUGAGCUUUGCCGGCGAAUCAAGCGAUCAGCUGCUGGACAUGCGCAAUGCGGCGCCAGCAUUGCGUCUGAUGCGUCGCUAUCGCCAAGGCGCCGCUUGUGAUUAUCGCCAGCUACUCGCCGGCCUGGAGGAGCAGUGUUGGCUCAAGCUGGAUCUGUGGGAGCUGUUGGCGCGCACUUUAACGCCACAGCAGCCGGGCGUGCGUCGUUUCUACAAGCUGCUGUUGUCGCUGCCCGCUGGCCCCGCGGGUCAGGUGGUGGAGCAUGCCUUAGAUCGUGGUCUGCUGCAGCAGCCGCUAGAGGAACAACAUUCGACUGCCAGCAGCAACAACAACAACAAAGCCGGCUAUAUCAAUGGACUUUCCCGUGGCGUGGCAUUGUGUGUGCAAAAGUUGCUCGGUUUGCCGCAAGAUGUGCGACAGCUGUACCACUCCGAUGGCAUUGUUUGCUAUGUGCAUGGCGAGCAACUGGCGGAGGCACAGCAGCGAUUGCAGCUGCUGGCGCGGCACAGCAAUUGCCGGCAUGUGGCGCUCAUUCUGCUGCCCUCACAACAGCAGCAACAGUUCAAUGUGGAGACUCUGAAACUGCAGGUGCAGCAACUCUUUCAAACGCAUCACAUCUUUGGCACCCGCACGCCAACGCUGGGCAAGCAGAAGCAACAGCUCGUCGCUCUCCUACAGUGUGCCGUGCAAUUUGUGGCCAAGCAGCCGCAUCGCAGUCGCAGCGCAUUGCAGCAACGCGAACUGCGCGAUUGGCUGCUCUGGCAUCUGGGUGAUGAGCUGUUUCAGCGUCUGCGUUUUGCCGCCAAGCAGGAUGUAACAAUUGGUCAGCGUUGCCGGCAGACGCCGCAGUUCUGUGUGCGUCUCUACAAUGAGGCAGUGCGUCGACUGCAGCUGAUCGCUGGCGAAUCGCUCGAGGAUCGUCCGCAAUUGCCUCAAGAGUUGCGCGCCUAUGUGGAGCCAUUGUCAUCGCUGUUGCCGCUGCCCAAUCGAUUGGAGUACUUUGUGGACGGUUGGCAGCGUGACGAGCAGCGUGCCAAGAUUGUGCAGCUGCUGGAGCAGGCCAAGCUGCCAGAGAUGUCGCCACUGCCGCAAGCGCAGCUAGAGUUCUGUGAGUGGCUGUUGGAUUAUGCGCAACGCAGUCAGUCAUCGAUGCAGCCAGAAACGGAGGUCGAAGCGGUGGCAUUGCGUGCCAUACAAACGCUGGAGCUGCAAAUGCGGAGAGAUGCACUAAACUAUCUGGAUAUUGUGGAGAUCUUUGCCAAGGAGCGUUUGCAAUUGUUGCUGGAACAAGCAGCCAACACGCUGCUCGCAGCGAUUGUCUACAGACGCCAGACAAUGCAGCGCACGUUUGAGUCGCAUUGGUAUUACGAGUGGCAGCCACCAGAUGCGGCUGCAGUUGCCGAAGCGGCAGAGAAACUGCAAGAAAUGGCCGAGCAGGAGGAGGAAGAGGAGGAGCUAUUGCAACAGCAACAGCAGCAGCUGAAACCCAUCGAUGAGCUGAGCUUCGAGCAAGUUCUGGGCCGUGCCCAAGCCGUGCUCGACAAGUUCCAGCAGCAGCGUAGCGAUCACGAGCGUCGCACUUUAGGCGAUCUAAAUGCGCCGCUUGGCAAACUGCAGCGUGCCAUUGAACGUUGCGACAACACUGCCAUCAACAGGCCAGAGGAGCCCGCUAUCUCUUCAUCUGUAUCGUCUUCGUUGUCGUUGACAAGGUCGUCAUCAUCGCCACCGAAACAGCGCAAGCCACUUGAACAAGCCGAGAACCUGCCAGCCAUGAAACGAGCUCGUCUCAGCGGCCCAUCAACAGCAGCACAAGAUUCCUUGCGUGAUGAGUCGGCUGCGUUGCUCGAUCGCACCGAGCGUCUGAUCAAUAGCUGUCAAACGAGCGAACAGCGACGUCUGCAAACGAUGCGGCGUGCCAAGAAAUUUUUAUAACUCUCGUCAUAUUUUUGUACUAUACAAGCGCCAAUAAACAAGUUCAUUUCAAUUUAUUUUCG